This is a messenger RNA of Beta vulgaris subsp. vulgaris (sugar beet), 3556 nucleotides long. RefSeq names its product ribonuclease E/G-like protein, chloroplastic. The coding region runs from base 206 to 3082 and encodes 958 amino acids. Gene Ontology annotation, biological process: rRNA processing. Gene Ontology annotation, cellular component: cytoplasm. Lineage: Eukaryota; Viridiplantae; Streptophyta; Magnoliopsida; Caryophyllales; Amaranthaceae. The record is from RefSeq and is a predicted model, not a curated record. Gene Ontology annotation, molecular function: RNA binding; RNA nuclease activity. The transcript is spliced from 13 exons.
CAGUAAAUGAGUUUUACGAAGGUUGUGUUGUUUGGUUUUGUUGUGAAAUUUAAGGAAUCUCUUCCCUCCUUAUCUUCGUUAUUCUGCCAUAGCAGAGGAGGAACCGCGGCGCACAGUAAGGAAAAAGGAGCCGUUAUCUCCAUGCUAACUCUAGCUAAGUUAGAGAGAACUUAUCUCUUUCUCUCUCCUCAACAUUCAAUUUGGUAUGUCUCCUGCUGACCAUGCUAACUUGUGGAUAACUGAGGCCAAGCAGAUGGUUUGUCCAGUAAAUUGCCAUUACAAUUGUUUUAUAAGAGACAGUAGAUGGACGUGUCAUGAUGCAAUUUCAAGGGUGAAGCCUCGAUUUCCACCAUCAAAUAGCGGACUUGACAAACAUUAUGGAGGGACUUCGGGAAGGAUAUACACAACGAGGCCUAAAACUCAUUUACAAGGUUCAUUAACGCAGGAGCAGCAGCUUCCUGUUCAACCUUCUAUAACUGCCUUGUCUAGAGAUCAAGAAGACAUUGUGGAAUACAGUGAGAGUGAUUCCUUGCCUGAUAAACCCUUCUUAGAUGAUGUUAUUGUUUCCAAUGGAUACUACUAUAGAAGCGAAAAUGCAGUUUGUUUGACUGAUGAGAGGACCAAAUUUACUGAAAGGAACCAGUUUGUGGAGGAGCCCUGGCUAUUGCAGUCGUAUACUACCUCUCACUAUAAUGAAGAAGACUUCGAUGUUAACAUGGAUUUAACGAAUGAAGUAGGAAUUUCAAAUUUUCUUCCAAGUGUUUAUUCUGAGUCACAACCAUCAUCAAAUGAUUUUAGAUAUGGUGAUGAUUCCAGAAGUGAAAUUUUGUAUCAUCAAGCUGGUGAACACUUCAGUUCAUUCUGGUCACACUCUGAGAGAAGCCAUCCUGUUGAGGAGCCCUGGUUGCUAUAUCCAAUGCUCGAUCCUUCAGAAACUGAUGUGACUUCAGCUAUUGGAUCUCCUACCAUCAAGGAGCGUACUGAAGCUGAGGCACGUCUUUUGGAUCUUCAGGAACAGCACCAUCAAAUUUCAGAGAAGCUGCUCUCUGGAACAGAGAGUAAUCUGCUUCCACCAGUGGGUUCAGUCUCUACUGAGAUAUUAAUCAACUGCUCUAUCUGUACCAUGCAAAGGAUAGCUGUACUUGAAGAUGGAAAUCUAGUUGAGUUAUUAUUGGAGCCAGUCAAAAGUAACGUCCAAUGUGAUAGUGUUUACCUGGGAGUUGUUACGAAACUUGUUCCUCAUAUGGGUGGUGCAUUUAUUAAUAUAGGGAGCUCCAGACCCUCUCUUAUGGACAUCAAGCAUUAUAAGGAGCCUUUUCUAUUUCCACUCUUUUCUUCUUCAAAGGAAAAAGAUGUAAGCAGCUCUCCACCAUGCGUGCCUGAGAAGAACUUAGAUAUCAGUCAGCUCAAACAAGCAUUCUUGGAAGAAGAUGAUGAACUCUCUGAUGAUGAUGUGGACGUUGAAUUUGAGGAUGAUGAGUUUGAGGAACAUGUCGAUGAUGACAUUGAUUCCAAAGAAGUUCGAAUGGCGAAUGUUACUGGGGUUAAUGGUGAUGGAACUAGAUCAGAUCUUGUGGGAUUUACAAAUCAGUUGGAAGGGAAUGGGAACCAUUUGAAAUUUCAGUCGAAUUCUCAUCUCUCUCAUGUGCAAAAACAUAAAAGCACCAACAUCCACAGUGCUGAAGAAAUGUGGGCUCUUGUCCGCAAAGGCACCAAGAUACUAGUGCAAGUAGUGAAAGAGGGAUUAGGUAAAAAAGGUCCCACAUUAACUGCUUAUCCAAAGCUUAGGAGUAGAUUUUGGGUAUUGAUCACUCGGAGCAAUAGUGUUGGAGUAUCAAAGAAAAUUUCUGGUGUUGAACGCACACGUUUGAGAGUCAUAGCAAAAUCUUUGAAGCCUUCUGGUUUUGGUGUGACCAUCAGAACUGUUGCUGUUGGUCAUUCUAUGGACGAACUGCGGAAAGACUUGGAAGGGUUGCUGUCAACCUGGAGAAAUAUCGUAGAACAUGCAAAAUCUGCUGCACUUGCAGCAGAUGAAGGUGUUGAAGGUGCUGUACCUGUCAUUCUACACCAGGCAAUGGGGCAGACGCUAUCUGUUGUCCAGGAUUAUUUUAAUGAGAAGGUUAAGAGAAUGGUAGUUGACUCCCCAAGGACUUACCACGAGGUGACUAAUUAUCUGCAGGAUAUUGCGCCGGAGCUCUGUGAUAGAGUUGAGCUACACAAGAAAAAAGUUCCCUUGUUCGACGAGUUCAAUAUUGAAGAAGAGAUCAAUAAUAUUCUCAAUAAAAGGGUUGCUCUUCCAAAUGGAGGCUCUUUGGUGAUUGAACAAACAGAAGCAUUAGUCUCUAUAGAUGUGAAUGGAGGACAUGGCAUGUUUGGUCAAGGGGCCUCACAAGAGAAAGCUAUUGUUGAUGUCAACCUAGCUGCUGCAAAACAAAUCGCAAGGGAAUUGCGUCUCAGGGAUAUUGGUGGCAUCAUUGUGGUAGAUUUUAUUGAUAUGAUGGAUGAUUCAAACAAAAGAUUAGUCUAUGAAGAAGUCAAGAAGGCAGUUGAGAGGGACCGCUCGUUGGUCAGGGUUGCUGAAUUGUCCAAACAUGGACUGAUGGAGAUCACAAGAAAGAGGGUGCGCCCCAGUGUGACGUUUAUGAUAAGUGAACCAUGUACCUGCUGCCAUGGGACAGGGAGAGUUGAAGCUCUAGAGACGUCCUUCUCAAAAAUUGAGCAUGAAAUUUGCCGCUUGCUAGCAACAAUGGACCAGAAGGCAGACCCUGAGGACCCCAGGUCCUGGCCCAGAUUGUUGCUGAGAGUUGACAGUUACAUGUGUGACUACUUGACCUCAGGGAAAAAGUCAAGGCUUGCCACUCUGAGUAGUUCUUUGAAAGUUUGGAUUCUUUUAAAGGUUGCGAGGAAUUUCACAAGGGGUGCAUUUGAAGUGAGAUUACUUGCCGAAGAGAAGGAAAAUCAUAAUCAGGAACCGGUUGGUGUGCCAACCAUAUCAUCAGAAGCUCAGACAUUGAUAGCCACCAAGAGAACCAAACUGUUUCCUGUGAAGAGAUGGAAGACGGGAAGAAAACUAUUGCCCUGAAAUUAAUCGAUUUUGUUUGUCCUUAAGAUCGAUCAUCAAAAAGAAAUGAUGCAGAAAGAAGAUUUUGUCAGUGGUGAACAGCUAUUGCAGGUGUGAUAAGUCAGACUGGAUGGGCAGGUUGGAGCUUCACGGAUAAGUCAGACUUCCAUGUCACUGUGAAAUGACAGAGAGAGAUCUGAGAAAUCCGUCGUUGCCAAACCAUGUAAAGUGGCUUGGAACUUCCGUCGUUGCAUUUGUUGGCUUUCUGGGUUAUGGAGCUUUAGCCACCAAUAUCAGAUUUGGAACUUCACGGAGAUCAGAACAGCCAUUUCUUCAAUUACUGUUGUAGGUCCUAGCAAGCUUGAUUGGUUAGAGAUAAAAAUAGUUAAACCAUGUAAAGUGGCAUGUAUAGGGUGGUUAGCUAUGAUUUGUGAUUUUAAAUGUAGAAUUUUUUCACGGACAAGAACAAGAGAAUUAGUGUUUCCGUUCCGAAAA